AUGAUAUCAGUAAGUGAUACAAAUAUCACCGAUCAAGAUAACAGACUUAUAGGAGCUGUCAAUUAUUAUUUUUAUGACUACUGGGCCAAUGUGUCCGAUCCCCGGACAGAACACUAUUGGCUGACCCGUGGAGGGCCACUACCGGUGCUGACAUUCAUGACUCUAUGGCUACUGUUUGUGACCAAAAUAGGGCCCAAACUAAUGGCAACCCGGAAGCCACUGAACAUACGAUGGCUUAUGUAUGCCUACAAUGUACUGAUGGCCGGCACUAACGCUUUCUCUUUCGUAAUGUGCCUCAAAUUGAUAGACUUUGGUCGACUGGUAACUGAGUUCGAGUUCCCGUCCCGCGAGGAUACCAGCCCUCAAACCCUGCGAUUCAUAAACUUGGGAAUGCUCUACGGGUACACAAAAUUCAUAGACUUAUUGGACACCGUAUUCCUGGUGUUACGCAAAAAGGAGUCUCACCUGACAUUCCUGCACCUCUACCACCACUUUAUGGUUCCCAUACUGAUUAUAUAA
Molecule: messenger RNA, 519 nt
Organism: Oppiella nova
Lineage: Eukaryota; Metazoa; Arthropoda; Arachnida; Sarcoptiformes; Oppiidae
Source: the annotation of a GenBank genome assembly